CAAAUCCUAUGGCCUACGGGGGCCGCCGUGGCUCAGAAUAACUUAAUCCCUCCCAUUCCUCGCCGCGCCAUUGGUUGGAGGGGAGCGAAUGACGUCAUCAGCCCGCGCUCCUUCUUUUCGCUUUCUCUCAGUUUCCGCUGCUCGCGAGUCUCCAGCAGCUCCGCGCGGUGAGACCCUGGAGGGAAGGGGGUCGGUAACGUUUACCCAGUAGCUGUUCCUCACGGAAGGGAGAGGUUUAUAGUUGCCGCGAUGGACUGGCGCCCAGAUGAGGAAGGACUGCAGCAAGUGUUGCAGCUGCUAAAGGAUUCUCAGUCCCCAGACACUGGAAUCCAGAGGAUAGUGCAGGAUAAACUCAAGCAGCUGAACCAGUACCCAGACUUCAAUAAUUACCUCAUCUUUGUGCUGACGCGGCUCAAGUCUGAAGAUGAGCCAACACGGUCCCUUAGUGGGCUGAUCCUGAAGAAUAAUGUGAAAGCGCAUUAUCAGACCCUCCCACAGACCGUAUCUGACUUUAUAAAGCGGGAAUGCCUGAACAGCAUAGGAGACUCUUCCUCCCUCAUCAGGGCCACAAUUGGUAUCCUUAUCACCACCAUUGCUUCCAAGGGCGAGCUGCAAACGUGGCCGGAGCUUCUACCCCAGCUGUGUGACUUGCUCAAUUCUGAGGAUUACAACACGUGCGAGGGUGCCUUCGGGGCUCUGCAAAAAAUCUGUGAGGAUUCCUCCGAACUCCUAGAUAGUGAUGCAUUAAACAGGCCGCUCAAUAUCAUGAUCCCCAAGUUCUUGCAGUUCUUUAAGCAUUGCAGUCCCAAGAUCAGGUCCCAUGCCAUUGCCUGCGUGAAUCAGUUCAUCACAGACCGGGCACAGGCUCUCAUGGAUAACAUAGACACUUUCAUUGAGCAAUUGUUUGCCCUGGCGGUGGAUGAGGACCCUGAGGUUCGGAAGAAUGUGUGUAGGGCGUUGGUUAUGUUGUUAGAGGUGCGGAUAGAUCGACUGCUCCCGCACAUGCACAGCAUAAUACAGUACAUGCUGCAGAGAACGCAAGAUAACGACGAGAAUGUUGCAUUAGAGGCCUGUGAGUUUUGGCUAACAUUAGCUGACCAGCCCAUCUGUAAGGAAGCCCUGUCCAACCACUUGGUGCAAUUAAUUCCAAUUCUGGUGAAUGGGAUGAAAUAUAAUGAAAUUGACAUCAUUCUGCUUAAGGGUGAUGUGGAGGAAGACGAGACCAUCCCAGACAGCGAGCAGGACAUCAAGCCACGGUUCCACAAGUCUCGCACGGUGACGCUGCAACAUGAAGAGCAGCGAGUACAAGGGGAAGAUGAUGCAGAUGAUGAGGAUGAUGAUGAUGACGAUGACGACACUCUGUCUGACUGGAAUCUGAGGAAAUGUUCAGCUGCUGCUCUGGACAUCCUCGCCAAUGUGUUUCGGGAGGAACUGCUUCCUCAUCUACUUCCCCUUCUGAAAGAACUCCUCUUCCACCCUGAGUGGGUCAUAAAGGAGUCCGGGAUCCUGGUGCUCGGUGCCAUCGCUGAAGGCUGUAUGCAGGGCAUGGUCCCUUACCUGCCUGAGCUCAUCCCGCACCUCAUCCAGUGCUUGUCAGAUAAGAAGGCUCUAGUCCGUUCAAUCGCCUGUUGGACGCUGAGUCGCUAUGCUCACUGGGUGGUCAGUCAGCCUCCGGACCUCUACCUGAAGCCAUUAAUGACAGAGCUCCUGAAACGUAUUCUAGACAGCAACAAGCGGGUACAGGAGGCUGCCUGCAGUGCAUUUGCUACACUGGAAGAAGAGGCGUGUACAGAACUUGUUCCUUAUUUAAGCUUUAUAUUAGAUACACUGGUGUUUGCCUUUGGAAAAUACCAGCACAAGAACCUGCUGAUUCUCUACGAUGCUAUCGGGACCCUGGCCGACUCUGUGGGGCACCAUCUUAACCAGCCGGAGUACAUUCAAAAACUGAUGCCCCCUUUGAUCCAGAAAUGGAAUGAGCUAAAGGAUGAAGACAAAGACCUAUUCCCUCUACUAGAAUGUUUAUCCUCCAUAGCUACCGCACUGCAAAGUGGCUUCCUACCCUACUGUGAACCCGUAUACCAGCGCUGUGUCACACUAGUCCAGAAAACACUCGCCCAGGCAAUGAUGUACAGCCAACACCCUGACCAAUAUGAAGCUCCUGAUAAAGAUUUCAUGAUCGUUGCCUUGGAUCUGCUGAGUGGUCUCGCAGAAGGUCUAGGUAGUCACGUCGAGCAGUUAGUAGCCAGGAGUAACAUCAUGACCUUGUUGUUUCAGUGCAUGCAGGACAUUAUGCCUGAAGUCCGGCAAAGUUCAUUUGCUCUGCUGGGUGAUCUAACAAAGGCCUGCUUCCUGCAUGUGAAGCCAUGUAUCUCGGAGUUUAUGCCUAUUCUGGGCACCAACUUAAAUCCGGAGUUUAUCUCCGUGUGCAAUAAUGCAACAUGGGCCAUUGGAGAGAUCUGCAUGCAGAUGGGAUCUGAGAUGCAACCGUAUGUCCCCAUGGUCUUAAAAAACCUUGUGGAGAUCAUUAACCGGCCCAAUACCCCAAAGACCCUUCUGGAAAACACAGCCAUAACCAUUGGGCGCCUGGGCUGUGUAUGUCCCCAGGAAGUGGCUCCUAUGCUGCAACAGUUUAUCAGGCCUUGGUGCACAUCACUUCGCAAUAUCCGUGACAACGAGGAGAAAGACUCUGCCUUUAGGGGCAUCUGUAUAAUGAUUGGUGUGAAUCCUGGAGGAGUUGUACAGGAUUUUAUUUUCUUUUGUGAUGCUGUGGCGUCAUGGAUGAGUCCAAAGGAUGAUCUGAGGGACAUGUUCUAUAAGAUUUUGCACGGUUUUAAAGAGCAGGUAGGGGAAGAGAAUUGGAAUCAGUUCUCUGAGCAAUUCCCGCCUCUACUGAAGGAGCGUUUAUCUGCAUUCUAUGGUGUGUAAAAGGGAUGGUUAGAAAACACACACCCAGCGUAGGAGGUUCCUGAUUGGUCCAUGCGGUCAUCGGGGAGACAGAUGUCCUACGCCCCCUCAUCCGGUCUUUAGAAGGGUUUUAGGGAACAGUGUCCAAGGCUAGAAUUACACCCCCUCGUCGCCAAUCCCCACAAACUUUAUUGCAGGGAGGAGUUGCUGGAUAGUGAAAACUACACAACACAACGGUUCACUCCCACCACACAUCCAAUGCAGAUUGUGUAGUAAAUUUUGUUUUCUAUUGUUCAUCAGUGGGGAUGGGCUUAAAGUUGAAAGUCUAUUGAUAUGGGGAGGAGGUUGGGAAUAAGAGAAGAAGCCGGGUACACAGCGGGAUGUGGGAAGGGUCAGAAGCGGGUGGGGGGGAGGUAGCGCAUAGGGAGGGAGGAGGGAAGUAAAUUGACUCCUGUGCUAUUUUAGAACCGGCACAGGUUGAGACAGCCAUAUCUCUUACAGAUAAGGUUAAAAUCAUGGUAGGGAGGGGCUACUCAGUGUGCAAAUAGAGGGAGGAAGGAAACACGCAGAGUGUUGUUGAAUCCAUGUAGUAAUUGGGCAUGUCUUAUUGUUAAACAGAACCCCAAGUCUUAUAUCAGUGCUCCGUCCCAUUUGGCAGGGUGGGAGGCCACUCUUGUUGGAGUUGAUUUUAAACUGCUGCUAGGCUUAUUUGCCCAAGCAAUUUGGGUUCCACCAUUCAUACCAAGAGCGUGAAAAACCUCUACUUGCCGCCUACAUCAUGGAUGGCUCCUAGUCACCGGCAUGUGAAGUGCAGCAGAGACCCAGGUUGCCAUCCGACCAUGUUUUAUCCAAGAAACGUUGCAUUUCAGCAUCUCCGGCAUAUCUGCCCUCUCCUCGCUCUUACUGCGCUGGAAUCUCCAUGUCGCAAGCAGAGGGCGCUGCUUUGUUUUUAAUGGAAAUCAAUUUCAGAAAUGGUCUUCUUUAAACCCGUGGGACGGAAGAAAAGAGGAUUCGUUAUUCCAGCAGACUCCUAGUAAAUGUGAUUGUUCCUAGUGAGCUGAGACUUCCGCAUUGCAGGUUCCUGGCUCAAGAGGAUCUUUACUACACAACGUGGCUGCCACUGACACCAAGCAAUGAACUUGGGAGACAAGCAUUGACGGGGUCCAAAAUGGCUGAGGUGUUGUUACUAGAGAUUAGCUGGCAUUGUGCUGGCAGGGAAGUGGUGAACCCAAACAGAUGAGGACAGGUAUUGGGGGGUGGGUGACCUUAUAAUAAUACCUACAUUAAAGGCCAGAAGCAAGGGUGGUCUUAAUGAUGAGCUGGGGUGGAACACCUCCCCUUUAAUAUCACCCUUCCUCCCUCCCCUGUUUUCUAGGGCGCACCACUAGGCUCCGGUUCAAUUCUGGGUCUGUAUAUUGGUAUUUGUGAUGUAAUGUUUCCUAUGGUAAAACUGCAGUGUAUUUAGUGUAAAGCCAUCUUGCUUGCACCUUUGCUCAGAUGAGAAUUAUAUUCUCAUUUUAUGUAUAUUUUUUUUUUUUUCCGUUAACUAAAAAUGCAGGUUUUUUUUUUUUUUUGUGACUCUAAAACCAAUGUCGUGUUUUAUUGUACAAUGCAGUAUGGAACACCUACCCCCACCAAGGGAGAUGUUUGUCUCUGUCGAGGAAAAGUAAAAAAAAAAAAUAUUGAAGGAGGAUUUUA
Messenger RNA from Xenopus laevis (African clawed frog), 4602 nucleotides. It is a transcript of the gene tnpo2.S, whose product is annotated as transportin 2 S homeolog. Lineage: Eukaryota; Metazoa; Chordata; Amphibia; Anura; Pipidae. Bases 250 to 2925 code for a protein of 891 amino acids. Gene Ontology annotation, cellular component: cytoplasm. Gene Ontology annotation, molecular function: small GTPase binding. Gene Ontology annotation, biological process: intracellular protein transport; protein import into nucleus. The record is from RefSeq and is a predicted model, not a curated record. The transcript is spliced from 25 exons.